GAGGGACACGUGUGCCGGGAGGGAAGCAGGAAGUGACUUCGGGAGAGGAGCCGGCCGAGCCAGCGGCAGCGGGGCUGAUGGAAGUGGAGUGGGGGCUUGAGAGGGCACCGUACUGUAUCCAGCAUGCUCCAAGGCCACAACUCUGUGCUCCAGGCGUUGCUGGGGACCUUCUUCACCUGGGGGCUGACGGCAGCUGGGGCAGCUCUCGUGUUCAUAUUCUCUAGUGGACAGAGGCGGAUCUUGGAUGGAAGUCUUGGAUUUGCUGCAGGGGUCAUGUUAGCGGCUUCUUACUGGUCUCUCCUGGCCCCGGCAGUGGAGAUGGCCACGUCCUCUGGGGGUUUUGGUGCCUUUGCCUUCUUCCCUGUGGCCAUCGGCUUCACUCUCGGAGCUGCGUUUGUCUACCUGGCUGACCUCCUGAUGCCUCACCUGGGUGCCGCAGAAGACCCCCCAACGGCCCUGGCACUGAACUUCGCCCCUGCGUUGAUGAAGAAGUCUGACGCUGAGGGUCCCAGGCUGCUGUUCCCCGAGAGGGAACUUUCCAUCCGGAUAGGUAGAGCUGGGCUUCUUUCAGACAAGAGUGAGAACGGGGAGGCCUAUCAGCGGAAGAAGGCGGUGGCCGCGGGUCUUCCCGAGGGCCCUGCUGUCCCGCCGCCUCCUCGAGGGAACCUGGCGCAGCCCCUUGGCGGCAGCUGGAGGAGGAUCGCGCUGCUCAUCUUGGCCAUCACCAUACACAACAUUCCAGAGGGUCUUGCUGUUGGCGUCGGAUUUGGGGCUGUGGAAAAGACGGCAUCCGCCACCUUCGAGAGUGCCAGGAAUUUAGCCAUUGGAAUCGGGAUCCAGAAUUUCCCGGAGGGCCUCGCUGUCAGCCUCCCCCUGCGAGGGGCUGGCUUCUCCCCCUGGAGAGCCUUCUGGUACGGGCAGCUAAGCGGCAUGGUGGAGCCCCUGGCAGGGGUCUUCGGUGCCUUUGCCGUGGUGCUGGCUGAGCCCCUCCUGCCCUACGCCCUGGCCUUUGCUGCUGGUGCCAUGGUCUAUGUGGUCAUGGACGACAUCAUCCCCGAGGCUCAGAUCAGUGGUAACGGGAAACUGGCAUCCUGGACCUCCAUCCUGGGAUUUGUGGUGAUGAUGUCACUCGAUGUCGGCCUGGGCUAGUGCUGAGAUGCCUCAGAGCCCAGGAAAAGCAGCACAAGGAAACUGCAGUGGCUGGCUUCUACGGGACCACACGCCUCUUCCUUUACAUUAAAACAUUUUUCCUUUCUCUCCUUUUCAUCUCAUUAUCCUGAUUGACUCUGAUCAUAACAUGACAAUUUUUACUUUUCUCUUGAGGGAGAUAAUAGUUUUAUUUAGAAUGUCAAGGUGUCACGGAACAACAGAUUUUUGUUUCUGGCCACUGAAUAGAAUCUUUCUUCGGCGGGAUUACCAAGGACACACAGAUCAGGGAAAUCUCUGCUUUCACACCCUCAGUCUCUCUCACUGGACUCUGUGGCAGCUUGUCAAGUUCACCUGGAGGAGCAAGCUGCUAAGAGAGAAGCUUCCAAGCAUUUUUUGCCUCGUGACUCAGAGCAGAAUGGUCAGGACCUCUCUCGUCCAUCCCUCCUGACCUCUCACCAUUGAGCAUCUACCCGUUAGACCAGAACUGGAACAUCAUGGACAGAGCAACCAACUUUCCAAGGUUCAGCCAGCCUAAGGAGGAAUACGACUUCCUCCUGUGUCCCCCCGAGGGACACGCUGGAUGGGAAGGGACACAGACAAAGGGAAGAAAAUCAGUUUGUCUUUUUCUUUCUUUCUUUCUUUUUUCCUUUUCCAAGGCAAAGAUUGACACUAUUGAAGUUAAGGGAAUUAGGGAAUUCGGAGAGCCACGAACACAGUGAACCCUGUAAAGGCAGAGAGCAGCUUUGCUCAGAGACCUCUGCUUUCUAUGGAUUCCAAGAGCAAAGUGGUUUGUCAUGGUUUCCAGAUCCCCUAGACAUUUCUUUCAAUACGUUUAUAGCCUCCAGUUUUCUAAGAGACUCGGGGACUCCAGCAGGUGGCUGGAGCCCAAACCCUCCUGGAGUUAUGGAGGGAGCCACUGAAGCUAACUUCAGUGAGAGAAAGACAUUUGGAAUCUGCAAUACGCCCUUCCCGGUUGACCAUUCCGUAACUUGUAACCUGACCCUGCCGGAGUCUUAAACUGCCGCAGGCUUUGCUGGAGUGUGGCCAGAGAGCGCAGGAUGGGAGAGGGAAGAAGGGGUGGGAAGAAAAAGAGAGAUUUUCACGUCCCCCUUGUAAAGGAAAUCUUGGCCAAGUCACCAUUCUGAAAUGACCCUAAAGAAUGACUUAAAGUAGACCAGAGGCCAGUCUGCCCCUUCCUGCCGAGAGCUUCUCCAACAGGGGCCACACACUGUCUGCUUCAAACAGAGCUAAAGCCUGCCGUCCUUGUUGGUCAAAGGAGCAUGUGCGACCUUAAAUGGGCUCUGCCAAUGUGGCCGGCAGCCCGGGAACCAGGUAUUCGGGCACUGUGUUGUCAAUGCCUGCCCUCUGAGUUUACAUGUUGAAUUGCUUCCAAGGGUGAAGAGCCUGCUCUGUGAAUGCUCUGAGACCCCGAAGGCCAACCUCAUGCUGGGUCUAUGUAUGUUCUUCUGAAGCACUGAUGAUCAAAAUUGAAGACACAUUCAGAGGGUUUUGAUUGGUUGAAAUUAAUUGGUUUGGUGGUUGGUAUAUGUGUAUUUUUUGAUGUCUUUGUAUGUAGUUCUGCAUAACGCAAACUCUCUGAUGGACAAGACCUCAUAACUGUGAUUAAUAUCAAUAAAGGGGAUAUUGUUGUGGAUGA
Molecule: messenger RNA, 2806 nt
Organism: Lynx canadensis (Canada lynx)
Lineage: Eukaryota; Metazoa; Chordata; Mammalia; Carnivora; Felidae
Gene: SLC39A11
Product: solute carrier family 39 member 11
Exons: 10
Coding region: 124-1149 (341 amino acids)
Biological process (GO): zinc ion transmembrane transport
Cellular component (GO): membrane
Molecular function (GO): zinc ion transmembrane transporter activity
Source: RefSeq, a predicted model, not a curated record